This is a messenger RNA of Pyrus x bretschneideri (Chinese white pear), 1453 nucleotides long. RefSeq names its product probable microtubule-binding protein TANGLED. Bases 156 to 1268 code for a protein of 370 amino acids. Gene Ontology annotation, molecular function: microtubule binding. The transcript is spliced from 4 exons. NCBI's taxonomy places the organism in Eukaryota, Viridiplantae, Streptophyta, Magnoliopsida, Rosales, Rosaceae. The record is from RefSeq and is a predicted model, not a curated record. Gene Ontology annotation, biological process: regulation of phragmoplast microtubule organization.
CGGUUUGACUUCUUCACUGAGGAAGACAAACUGCGAAGGCCAAAAGCGAAACCAAAGAGAAAGAAGCAGAAAGAGAGAGAGAGAGAGAGAGAGAGAGAGAGAUCUUGGAGACCCACUUCCCACUAAGUGUUUUUCUCUCGUGUCUUAAGUAAAAAAUGGUUGCAAAAACCCCACCAAAGCAGAGAAAAAUGGUAGCCCCUCUCAAUCCUCUUCUCCUCAGAGAAACAGUGAAGAAGGUGGAUAGAUGUAUGGCUCGGUUGCAGGAGCUGCAGUACACAGUUUCGGGCGGUACGAAGGUGAUCUCAGGAGUGAGUCUCAGCCCUCGGAGUACUAGAGGCUAUCUCAGGACUAGCCUCCGAUGCAAACAAGAAACUGCAAGGAUUAAAGGCUCAGCCCCUAGAAAAUCUCCUGUUGGCAAGUUUCCAGCAAAGGCAGGAGGGGAGUGGCAGAGAAUGUCCUUGCCGGCAAUGCUGGUCGGUGAAACCGUCGGAGAAAUUCUACAAGCAAGCCAAUUUGCGAGAGAAAUAAUAGCAGCAGUUGGCAACAAAACAAAGAAAACCACUUCCGAAGACCCCACAACCCCAAUGACACAACAGAGGAAACAAAAGCAGAACCCUGAAAACACAGAGCUCAGGGCCAGAAGAAAGAAGGAGAAGCACAACAAGUCUCAAUCCACUCGAUCAGAAUCCGGUUCCCCGGUACUGCAACGGGCUCGUUCCCGGAUCAAUUUCAAGGUCUCACCUCCACACAAGAGAGAAAUAGAGAAAGAAAACAACAGAUACGUGGCAAACAGAGUAUCUCCGAAAAAUAGGCCAUGGGCUAAAAAAAGUGUGCUGUUUCCCAACCCUUUGUUUUCGGCUUCAGAUUCUUCUCAGCAGCAGAAGUUCUGCAGAACAAGGUCACCGGUCAUUGGCAGAAACGAUUGUAACAAUGAUAGGCCAAGGAUUCAGACUCCGCACAAGUUCUUGAUCAAGUCCCCCACUUCUGCUUCGAAGUUUCCUUCACCUUCCAAGUUUCAGAUCAAGAUCAAGAGCCCUCCAUUGGUUUCUUCUCUGUCUCCAACGAAAGCCAAGAGGUCACCGAAGAUGUCAACUGCUUCAAAACUUCGCAGGUCAUUUUCGCCGUCAAGAUUGGCAACUAGGUUGGUGUCACCAUUGAAGAGCAGAAAGAGUGUGCAGAAGAGUAGUGAGGGAGCACUAUUAAUGCAUGGUUUGAAACAGCGUCCGACUUGCUCAGUGCCAUUGGGACUUUCAGCUCGGAGAAUUUGAAAUAUGUUUAUGCAUAGAUUGGUGGUUUGGUUUGAUUCUUUUGGUGUUUCAGAUAUUUUCUCAAUGUCCAUAGUCUCAAAAUUUCAUUGUUCAUUUUUCGCUUAUGAGUGUGAAUUUGUCAUCCAUUUUUUCAUGUACAAGAUUUGACUUUCGAGUGAUAUUCAAUAAGUUCGAAUUUUUUUUUU